Molecule: messenger RNA, 3505 nt
Organism: Artibeus jamaicensis (Jamaican fruit-eating bat)
Lineage: Eukaryota; Metazoa; Chordata; Mammalia; Chiroptera; Phyllostomidae
Gene: EHD4
Product: EH domain containing 4
Exons: 6
Coding region: 98-1723 (541 amino acids)
Biological process (GO): endocytosis; endosomal transport
Cellular component (GO): plasma membrane; cytoplasm
Molecular function (GO): calcium ion binding; protein binding; GTP binding
Source: RefSeq, a predicted model, not a curated record
CAGCUGGGACAGCUCAGUACAAGCUAAGGAGGGUCGAACAUUAGAGUUGGGUGCGAGUGCGGGUCGCGGACCGGUGGACGCGCGGACCUACGGCAGGAUGUUCAGCUGGAUGGGGCGGCAGGCAGGCGGGCGUGAGCGCGCGGGCGGCGCGGACGCCGUGCAAACGGUGACGGGCGGCCUUCGUUCCCUCUACCUGCGCAAGGUGCUACCACUGGAGGAAGCAUACCGCUUCCACGAGUUCCACUCGCCGGCGCUGGAGGACGCAGACUUCGACAACAAGCCCAUGAUCCUUCUGGUGGGCCAGUACAGCACGGGCAAGACCACUUUUAUCAGGUACUUGCUGGAGCAAGACUUCCCCGGCAUGAGGAUCGGCCCGGAGCCCACCACCGACUCCUUCAUCGCCGUGAUGUACGGGGAGACCGAGGGCAGCACCCCAGGGAAUGCUCUGGUCGUGGACCCCAAAAAGCCAUUUCGAAAACUUAGUCGCUUUGGAAAUGCUUUCCUGAAUCGAUUCAUGUGCUCCCAGCUGCCCAAUCAGGUCCUGAAGAGCAUCAGCAUCAUCGACAGCCCCGGCAUCCUGUCCGGGGAGAAGCAGCGCAUCAGCCGAGGGUACGACUUCUGCCAGGUCCUGCAGUGGUUCGCUGAGCGGGUCGACAGGAUCAUCCUGCUCUUUGAUGCUCACAAACUGGACAUCUCGGACGAGUUCUCGGAGGCCAUCAAGGCCUUCCGGGGCCAGGACGACAAGAUCCGCGUGGUGCUGAACAAGGCCGACCAAGUGGACACGCAGCAGCUGAUGCGCGUCUACGGGGCCCUCAUGUGGUCCCUGGGCAAGGUCAUCAACACGCCCGAGGUGCUGCGCGUCUACAUCGGCUCCUUCUGGGCGCAGCCCCUGCAGAACACGGACAACCGCAGGCUCUUCGAGGCGGAGGCCCAGGACCUCUUCAGAGACAUCCAGAGCCUGCCCCAGAAGGCAGCGGUGCGCAAGCUCAACGACCUCAUCAAGCGAGCGCGGCUGGCCAAGGUUCACGCCUACAUCAUCAGCCACCUGAAGAAGGAGAUGCCGAGCGUUUUUGGAAAGGAGAACAAGAAAAGAGAGCUGAUCAGCCGGUUGCCAGAAAUCUACAUUCAGCUGCAGCGAGAGUACCAGAUUUCUGCAGGGGACUUCCCGGAGGUCAAGGCCAUGCAGGAGCAGCUCGAGAACUAUGACUUCACCAAAUUCCACUCGCUGAAGCCCAAGCUGAUCGAGGCCGUGGACAACAUGCUGACCAACAAGAUCUCGUCCCUGAUGAGCCUCAUCAGCCAGGAGGAGCUGAACACGCCCACACAGUUCGUGCAGGGCGGCGCCUUCGACGGCACCGCCGAGGGCCCCUUCAACCAGGGCUACGGGGAGGGCGCCAAGGAGGGCGCCGACGAGGAGGAGUGGGUCGUGGCCAAAGACAAGCCUGUCUACGACGAGCUCUUCUACACACUGUCACCCAUCAAUGGCAAGAUAUCGGGCGUCAACGCCAAGAAGGAGAUGGUGACCUCCAAGCUGCCCAACAGCGUCCUGGGCAAGAUCUGGAAGCUGGCCGACUGCGACUGCGACGGCAUGCUGGACGAGGAGGAGUUCGCGCUGGCCAAGCACCUCAUCAAGAUCAAGCUGGACGGCUACGAGCUGCCCAGCAGCCUGCCCCCCCACCUCGUGCCCCCCUCUCACAGGAAGUCCCUUCAGCAGGCCGACUGAGAGGCCAGCUGUCCACGGGGAAAGGCAGUGUGGGGUGUGAGUCCUGGGGCCUGGGCCCGAGGCUCUUGCUGUCACUGACUUACUGAGUGACCCUGGGCAAGGCACUGCCCUCUCUGUGCCUCAGUUUUCCCAUCUGUAAAAUGGACAUUAGAUGAGGUCCUUUUGCCUCUAAAAUUCCCUGAGUUUUUAUUAAAAUACUGGGGGAGGGCAGGUAAGGAGAUUGUAGGGUGAAGUGAGAGAAAUCGACCAAAGAUUACUCAGACGCCUGGAGAGUCCCAAGUGCAGAGGCGGGCGGGCUGGAGUCCCAGGAGCUCGGGUGGGCCUGGGGCUGCCGCUGCGGCAGGAGGCCGCUGGGCUCUGCGGCCCGCGCACCGGCAGGAACCUGUGCGUCCCUCAGGGCAACCUGGGGGAGCAGAGAUGGUGUCAUUUAUUGGGAUUCCUGCUAUAUUUAGAGUGAACAAAAUACAGUAGAGAGGGUUUCUGUUCUCUCCAACCUGUCUACCAAAGAGAAGGCGGUUGCUGCCCCAGGUGUGAGAGAGCUGCCCCGUGUCUGCACAGCCCCGGGCCUCCUGUAGCCGGGGCAGAGCCUGGCCAGGCCACAGAGAGCCCGUCCCUCCCAGCCCCGCCCCACCGCCGCCCCGGGGUCUUCCCAGCAAAGCAGUAUUUGGUUAGGAAUUGGGAAUUAGAUGAGCCCUGGCGAGAUUUCUGGUGUUCAUUUCGAGCCAUGUUGAGUCUGAAGGUUAGCUUUCCUCACCAGUGUGUCCAGUAAUUUGUGUGAAGUCUGUUGGUUGUACGGAGACUAUGGUGAGGGAAGGAGGUGGUUCUCCCCAGCGGUCACUUAGACCUGUCACAUGUCCCCGAGGGGCCUCAGCCAAUGUCAGGAUUUAAACCCCACGAAGGCCUGUCCGGUGGGCGCAGUGCCCUGGUCCUGCGGACACAGAGGGGUUAGGAUCCCGCCUGCUCUGCGCUAUCACGCAGAAGUCAGUCCACCAGCGUUAGACACUUUUUAUUUUUUUUAAAGGCAUUUUUAUGAUGUCCAUUUUUUUCCUUAUAGUAUAAAAAGCCUUUAUAAAGAAAUAGGAUGGAAUCUUUCAUAUAAAACUUUUCCUUCAAAAAGCUGUGUGGUCCGUAUCAUGAAUGCCCCUCGACACUGGCUCCCGAGGGCGCUCCCCCGAGUCCCCCACGUCAGCCUCUGGGGACCGUUCGCUCUGAUGCCUGCGCUGACCCAGGUGGUUCGUGCUCCCCCACCCCACCCCCGCCAUGGGGGCCCCAGCGCAGAGGGCGGCGCCUUGCACCCCUAACAGUGCAGUGAUGACCGAAGGCCUGAGCCUUCCAAAACCACAUUUUUUUCCUUCUGUUACCCGUGACAUCAGGGUCUGAACUGCAGGCUGCAGAGAAAUUCUUUACCUUAGAGAAGCAUGCACCCAGAUGCCAGCCCUCAAACUCCCUAGCUUGCUUUCUAAAUAAUUUUGUUUUAAGGGAAAUAAAGGCACAGUAUGGUUUUUAUCCUUACUGAGCAAUUUUAAAUUAACGAGACAUGGAGAAAGGAGACGUUUACAAUUCAGUGCUGUAACACCAGCGGGUGGUUCCGUGAACACAGGAAGCUGGGACGCGUGAAGCUCGGUGGUGUCCACCAGAGGGCGAAACUGAGGCGGAAGGAGAGCGGAUGGGUGCCCGUGGGUUUAGAGAUGCUCGCUUAGCUGAUUUUCCAUUCAGAAUUGUCUUGCUGCUUUAACUCUAUUGAACUGUCAUAUAUAAAGAUAAAUGUAUGCACACAUGUCA